AUGAAGACCGCUACCAUUGUUUAUGCCUUGGCGUUGGUAUUUGGCGUGACCCAGGCGGCCCCAUACCCUCCAUCGCACUUAUUGGCCCGUAGUGCUCCCAACGUACCCACUGGCGAGGAUGCGAAGUCCAAGCUCAACAAGCUUACAGUCUCUGCAUCCCUACCUGGCGCUGGGUAUAACAGAAAACUUUUCCCUCACUGGAUAAUGCAGCACGGUGAAUGCAAUACCCGCGAAGAAAUCCUUAAGAGGGAUGGUACGAAUGUCGUUGUUGAUGCCAAGUGUGUUUCCACAUCCGGCACAUGGGUUUGCCCAUACACUGGUCUGCCAUAUUAUCAAGCGUCUGAUAUCGAUAUCGACCAUAUGGUUCCAUUGAAGAACGCUUGGAUUUCUGGUGCCGCCAAUUGGACCACUGAAAGACGAGGCGAAUUUGCCAAUGAUCUAAAGGGCCCACAAUUGUGGGCUACGAAGGAUACCGUCAAUCAAGCCAAGUCGGAUUCCUCCCCAGAUAAGUGGAAGCCACCACUUGAAUCCUUCUACUGCACUUACGCAAGCGCGUGGGUCGAAGUUAAGAGCGUUUGGGGCCUUACUAUCACCGAAGUCGAAAAGGCUGCUCUUCAACAGAUGUUGAAUACCUGCCCUGGAAAGUCCGGCAAUAUCUUUUGCAAGUAA
This is a messenger RNA of Orbilia oligospora ATCC 24927, 669 nucleotides long. RefSeq lists its product as uncharacterized. The coding region runs from base 1 to 669 and encodes 222 amino acids. NCBI's taxonomy places the organism in Eukaryota, Fungi, Ascomycota, Orbiliomycetes, Orbiliales, Orbiliaceae. The transcript has 4 exons. The record is from RefSeq and is a predicted model, not a curated record.